AGUGAGACCCGGUUGGAACUUCCUGCAUGAGCCAAUGCGAUAGCUGGAAUCCUGUCACGUGGCCUGCGCCAGAGCUCAGAGCGAGUAGGUUCUCAUAGGUAUUCAGCCGCAGAGAGGCAACGGGCGCGCGCGCAGACGGGACUAUUUUCUCUAAACUUUCUCCGUUUGAAUCUUCGAAAGUUAAAGAAAAUGUUCAACACCAUGCUGAGGGACUUUGAAGACGACCCGUUUUUCUCAGACCCUUUUCACGCUCACAGGGAGCAUGUCCACCGCAUGAUGCGCAGCUUUUCUGAGCCAUUCGGUGCUUCUUUAAUGCCCAGUGUUACGGAUGGGGGGAACCGAGGACGACAUGUGGCAGAUCCUUUCACAUCGUCCUCCCUGGCCCUGAGAAAUGACCACAGGGAUCUGAUGAGGAAUCCUUUUGGGAUGUUUGACAACAUGAUGACCAACAUAAGGAACACGAUGGAGGGAAUGCACAGGAACUUCGACAACCAGUCCACAGAUUCAAACACCCACUCGUUCAGCUCCUCAUCAGUUAUGACAUACUCAAAAGUGGGUGAUGAGCCUCCAAAGGUCUUUCAGGCCACCUCCUCAACACGCCAAGCCCCUGGAGGAAUCAAGGAGACUCGCCGGGCACUGAAAGAUUCUGACAGUGGACUGGAGCAGAUGAGUAUCGGUCACUACAUCCAAGACAGAGCACAUGUCGUUGAGAAGAAGUAUAACAAGAAAACAGGGCAGAAGGAGUUCAACCAAGACUUUCAGAACCUGGAUGAGUCUGAAGCGCAGUGUUUUGAUGAGGAGUGGCAGCAAGAGUUGUCCAAGUUUAAGCCAUCACGCCCCCGGCAAAGUUUAAGGGAACCUCAACCCCGUACUGCUAUCCGGGCAGCGCUUCCUGCUCCUGACCACGGCAAAAGAGACCAACAAAGACAGACAUCUGGGAGUAGAGACAAAGCCCAAGGUUCAGUAAAGACAAAUCCCUAAAAGUA
Oryzias melastigma (Indian medaka) is the source of this 986-nucleotide messenger RNA. It is a transcript of the gene mlf1, whose product is annotated as myeloid leukemia factor 1. The record is from RefSeq and is a predicted model, not a curated record. Gene Ontology annotation, biological process: regulation of DNA-templated transcription. Gene Ontology annotation, cellular component: cytoplasm; nucleus. Bases 190 to 981 code for a protein of 263 amino acids. The transcript is spliced from 7 exons. NCBI's taxonomy places the organism in Eukaryota, Metazoa, Chordata, Actinopteri, Beloniformes, Adrianichthyidae.